AUGCAAAGUAGAGGUAGGUCCGCAUCUCCUGUAGUUGGCAGGCGACGAAGAUCAUGUCGGUGGUCUCGCGAGAAGGCGGAAGCCGCACUGGCUUUCCGGCAGGAGACAUUUUUCCAGAUGGUGGUUCAGGCAGUUGAGAAGAAUGCGAGUGAACAUCUUCCUAAAGAUGUUCGGCAGCGACAUUCCUCUGUGACUAUUGCAGAGUUGGCGGUUCACGUUUCGCCUGUAGGGAUGGAUGAUUGUGGAAUCCCCGAAAUUCUGGGAGACUUCUCAUGGACGUCACGUCACCUGAACGAGCGCCAUCAGAUGAUCCAUGAGUUGAGGAUUACAGCGCUUGUAGAUCUCCGCAGGGAUUGCGUCCGACCCGGCUCUUUCCCGCUGGAGAGUUGCUACACGACCCUGAUGGUUUCGUGGAGAGAUGACGGGAGGUCGAGGUCGGUGUUAGUCUCCAUUUGGGGCAGACGGGCGAUGGCGACGUCGGAGGUGGCGAAGGGACGGCUGAGGAUGGUUCUGAAGUACUCAUCCCAUCCUUGUAAAAUUGGUGUCUUCUCAGUGAGUAGGGUAAUGCCGUCAGCGCUGAGAACAAAAGUAGUUCCUUCGGUUGGCGGACCGAAGACAGCCUUGAUCGCAACGAAGAAGUCCUUCCGUUAGUUGUUGUCCGCGUACCCUUGGAUCUCCUCGGUCGUGCGAGCCGUCCAAGCAUCCUUUUUUUCGCGCAGCCGCUGUUGUACAAGGCGGUGACUACGGUAUAAGCUCUGCUAUCGCUGGUGGGGCGGUUGACGUAGGCUUUGUGCAGGCGGUUCUUCUCGACGAGCAGGUUGCUGAUGGCGGCGUCAUUGUCAUCGAAUUAGUCCUGGUGUUGGCGACGUGCACGACCGAGGACAGCCAGGACCGUCGAUUAGACUGUGUCUCGCAGUUGACACCAUCGGUUCUCCAUGGAGGCGUUAGCGUCAGCGGCGACGACAGCAGCAGCGGCGACUGGAAGGUUGGCUAG
This is a messenger RNA of Spirometra erinaceieuropaei, 994 nucleotides long. The record is from the annotation of a GenBank genome assembly. Lineage: Eukaryota; Metazoa; Platyhelminthes; Cestoda; Diphyllobothriidea; Diphyllobothriidae.